This is a messenger RNA of Alternaria infectoria, 1164 nucleotides long. RefSeq lists its product as uncharacterized. The record is from RefSeq and is a predicted model, not a curated record. The coding region runs from base 1 to 1164 and encodes 387 amino acids. The transcript has 2 exons. NCBI's taxonomy places the organism in Eukaryota, Fungi, Ascomycota, Dothideomycetes, Pleosporales, Pleosporaceae.
AUGGCCCCUCCAGGAUUCGGGCCGCCUGGAUACUCUGUCCCGCACCGCUCCAUGCAUCGCGAACCGCCCCCAGAAGGGUCCGAUACCAACACCCGGCCAUAUGCCAUCUUCUUUUCCUAUCUGUUGACAUGCUUCUCUGUCGCGGUCUUCAUCAUCCUGAGGCUCGUCAAAAGAGCAAGUGUGCUGCGAAAGUCAACUACCGCACAGCUCCCACCAAGAAGACAUGUCUGGCUAUUCAGUGCACUUGCUGCGGGCAGCUUGCUCACUACAUGGACGCACAUGUUCCAGUACUUCAAGGUCAGCUAUCAGUCUUGGCUGAUGUGGCGUAGCUACUACGAGCUUGAACCUGACCAGAAUCACUGGGGGUUGUGGUUGAAAGAGACUUCGCUGUUUCGAGAGGCAUGGGAGACUGUCAUCAUCGGAUAUGCGAGGUACUGGUGGUCACACCAGAUCUUCUUCUUCGCAUUGGGUCUGGGAUUGUAUCUGGAGCAGAAAGGAAUACGUCGCGGCAUUCGAUAUACCUGGGCAUUCAUGCUGCUUGGCCAGAUUGUGGCCAUCAGCUUUGCUACAAACCUCUUCAUGCUCACCUUACUCCUGAGCCCGCCAACACCACCUCAAUCAUCUGGUUCACGUCGGCAGACGUGGCUAGGCCCAUGGCUUCUCAACCUCUUCGCCAUCUUCGCAACUGCUUAUCCCGCGAUGCAACUAGCAGAUGAACACUACUGGCAUCACCCUACACACUUCAUGCCGGUGCUCAUGGCUCCACACAUCGCUUUGAUGCUCUUGCCCAUAGCACGCGCUGUUGUACCGGCCUCAUCGUUUAUCGAGGAUAUCCAAUUCACCGACAAGGUCUACAGCUACAUGUGGGCACUGGUCCUAGGGAAUGCCGGACUGAUGCUGGCAUGGACUACCGCAACAGCGUAUGCCUAUGGUGGUUUUGUGGGAAUCCAAAGUGCUCUGCUAGAACACCCAGCAGUGAGCAGCGUGGGAUUCGAUGUCAUCUUCUGCUGGAUCACAUGGGCCUGUUGGUACUGGACGCAAGCAAAACCUGCUUAUGAGGGUGUAUCGCGGGACUCGGCCGAGAGGAGGAGCGCACAUGCUGACGACGAGCCGGUCACUGCGCUGGGUGCCAGUGGAUAUGAUGGCGGAGCAAGACAUCGCUAG